This is a messenger RNA of Chiloscyllium plagiosum (whitespotted bambooshark), 1589 nucleotides long. The record is from RefSeq and is a predicted model, not a curated record. Lineage: Eukaryota; Metazoa; Chordata; Chondrichthyes; Orectolobiformes; Hemiscylliidae.
CUUCCGCGCAUGCGCAUUAGCUCCGAUCAGGCUGUAUUGUUCAGAGCGUUGUGGAACGUUGAGCUGGCCGGUUGGAACGCGGAGUAACAAUCGAUUAGCUCGCCCGCUUGGAUUGUGUCCCCAGUACAGAGCAGGCUAAUAGGAGCAAGUGCAGCUAACCCGAGCAGAAAGUUUAUGAGUAAGUUGCAGAAGCCAGUGCUAACAGGCCAGCGGUUCAAAACCAGGAAAAGGGAUGAAAAGGAGAAGUUCGAACCAACCGUCUUCAGAGACACAAUCAUUCAAGGUCUCAAUGAGGCUGGGAAUGACCUUGAAGCGGUUUCCAAGUUUCUGGAUGUUACAGGAUCGAGACUAGAUUACCGUCGUUAUGCAGACACACUGUUUGAUAUAUUGAUAGCUGGGAGCAUGCUCGGUAAAUAUGGAUUCAACUUUCGAAAGGUUGUCUUAACUUUUUUUGGUCCUUUUAAAACAGGAAUAUCUGCAUCGUUUGCUGUAAAGGUUUUUAAAGCAUGGAUGGCAGAAAAAGAUGCAAAUGCUGUUACCUCAUCCCUCAAGAAAUCCAACUUGGACAAGAGGCUGUUGGAACUCUUCCCAGCAAACAAACAAAACUUCGAACAUUUUGCAACAUACUUCACAAAUGCAGGUCUUAAAGAACUAUCUGACUUUCUCAGAGUCCAGCAAUCUCUGGGAACUCGCAAAGAGCUGCAAAAAGAACUUAAAGAAAAACUUUCUCAGGAAUGCCCCAUAAGAGAGAUAGUCCUGUAUGUCAAAGAUGAGAUGAAGAGAAACGACUUGCCUGAACAGGCAGUAAUUGGACUUCUGUGGACCUGUGUAAUGAAUGCCGUUGAAUGGAACAAGAAAGAGGAGCUGGUCACAGAACAAGCUCUGAAACAUCUUAAGCAAUAUGCACCACUCCUUGCAGUAUUCAGUACCCAAGGUCAGUCAGAAUUGACCCUACUGCAGAAGAUUCAGGAAUAUUGCUAUGACAAUAUCCAUUUCAUGAAGGCUUUCCAGAAGAUCAUUGUGCUUUUUUACAAAGCUGAUGUCCUGAGUGAAGAAGCCAUCCUAAAAUGGUAUAAGGAAGCACAUGUUCCCAAAGGCAAAAGUAUGUUUCUUGAGCAAAUGAAGAAAUUUGUUGAAUGGCUACAAAAUGCUGAAGAAGAAUCUGAAUCAGCAGAAGGUGAAGACGAUUAGCAAUGGAGCUUGACCAAGUACAACAUAGUUUGUGAGGGUCUGUUCCCUUGCAUUUAUGGUUUCAGUAGAAGAGAUUGAUUCCAAAUCAAAUGGAAACUAUAGGAUAGCCUGCCUUAUGUGUAGAAGAACUGAUGUGAAAUAACAGAGCUCUGAAGCAUUACCCGCUUCUGAAAUUCCACUUUGGAGGCUAUAUGCUAUAACUUAGUAAAACUAUUUAAAAGGAGCAUUGUAGCCUAAAAUGAAAUAAGUUUGAUCUUCUAGCAUAAUUUUCAAAUUCUGUGAACUUUACACUUCUAUUGUAGCCUUUGAUUUGUCCACAUUUGUAGUUUAUUAACUGUUUGUGAAUAUGUAAUUUGACACUAGAAUUUUUUGAAUAAACAUUUUUGUAUUUUAAAAAA